AUGGCUUCCAGAUCCUUGAAGAAAUUAAUUGCUUUCGCGUUGGUUGUGGGUGGCGUGCGUGCCGGACCCUGCAAGCCAUCGCUUGGAUCAUCGUCCAUCAUCUCAUCCUCAAGCACAUUCUCCAGCGCGGAGACGCAGUCGACUAUUGAGACAUUCUCCACGACAGAAGUGCUAUCAUCAACUGAGACACAGACUACUGCCGACGUGUUGUCAACCACUGAUACAGUCUCAACUAUCGACACCCAAACCACCGAGACUCUAUCAACCACUACAGCCCUGUCGACCAUCGCGGAGCAGUCGACAACUGAGAUACCAUCCACCACCAUCUUUGAGUCGACAACAUCGGCCGAAACAACCACAGCGGCAGCAACAUCAUCCACAGAAGCUGGGUGCACAGUCGCCUGCAGCCAUGUCAUCCAAAAGAGCGGCGCGUGCGCAAUUGGAUUCCAGGUCGCACCAUGGGCGAUCGACGACUCUUGGCAUAUCGGCACAUACACAGUAGCUGAUCAGGCAGCCUGUGCAAAUGCAUGCGCCAGCGAUUGUCAUUGCAAGUCCUUCACUUCGUACUACACAAACUGCGACCUGUACUCUGGCAGCCAGACCCAGAUCAACCCGGAAUCCUUUUACCUCGGUCCUUAUUUCUUUGAUAUGGCGAACUGUGGCGAACUGUUAUGA
This is a messenger RNA of Fusarium redolens, 675 nucleotides long. RefSeq lists its product as uncharacterized. The transcript has a single exon. Lineage: Eukaryota; Fungi; Ascomycota; Sordariomycetes; Hypocreales; Nectriaceae. The record is from RefSeq and is a predicted model, not a curated record. The coding region runs from base 1 to 675 and encodes 224 amino acids.